Strongylus vulgaris is the source of this 831-nucleotide messenger RNA. Lineage: Eukaryota; Metazoa; Nematoda; Chromadorea; Rhabditida; Strongylidae. The record is from the annotation of a GenBank genome assembly.
GACAGCGAGAAGCGUUCGCUCAUCGAAGAACUUCGUAUGAAUUUCGAUCGUCUCACUGCUGAAAUCAAACAAAAAGAGUUAUUAGUAGACGACUUAAAAGAGCAACUAAAAUCACUGCAGUCUGCAUCGAGGGAAAAGGAAGAGCUUGUUAGGGUAGAAAAACUUCGCUUCCAAGAAGAGUUGGAAUUAAGGCAAAGAGAAAUCAGAGAUGAGUAUAGCGAAAAACUUCGAAAAAUGACCGCUGAACUGGAACACAGAGAGAAGAUGGUGAAAGAAUGCGAAAAUCGCUUGAAUCAACUUACUCAUCUUCAUGAGAAACUUAUGGAAGAAGAACAGAACAUGACGCAGGAGAAUGCAGAGCUAAUAGAAAAACUUCAAGAGACCUCGCUUAAGCACAAAAGAGAAAUGGAUGAAAUUAUUGAGCAAAACAACUUGGAUAGAGAAGAUUGGGAAAACGAAAGAAAGCAGCUGGAAAAAGCAAAAAAUGCAUUGUUGGCCAAUCUGAGGACAGACCUAGCGAAAGCUGAAACAGAGACAAGAGAAGCGGUCGCCAGGGAGGACGCUCUCAGAGCGGAUUUGAAUGAUGCCAAAGAAGAAAUCAAGGACUUGGUGCAUCGCCUCGAGAAGGAGAACCGCGACAGGGAAAACGAAGAAAGUCGAAGGAAAGAGCGCGACGAGUCUCGAGAAAGAGCACGACUUGGCUUUGCUGCAGAAUUCGAAGAGAGUCAAGUCAAGGUUCUAAUGAUCAUGUUUGAAAUACGCAGACUGAUGCAUGAGCAAAUGCUUUUGCACUUUGAUCCCAAAUAUAAAAAAAGCAAUGUAAUGGAUUGA